This is a messenger RNA of Penicillium angulare, 1596 nucleotides long. RefSeq lists its product as uncharacterized. Lineage: Eukaryota; Fungi; Ascomycota; Eurotiomycetes; Eurotiales; Aspergillaceae. The coding region runs from base 1 to 1596 and encodes 531 amino acids. The transcript has 4 exons. The record is from RefSeq and is a predicted model, not a curated record.
AUGGCGGUCGAUAAUCGGUUCGAGCAGUCUGGGGUGCCUUACCGCCAGAAGAAGAAGCAUUUCUCAGGCUCUGGAAACCGAGUUCCCCAGAGAGGGACCAAAUUCUUGUUUGUGAACGAGCAAGAUGACAAAGAUCCCAAUUACACCUCUUCCGCAACUAAACAUGCCUGGGUCAAAAGUCGAUCCAGUCGCAUCAAGAAGGAAAAGCAACUUAAGGCGUUGAAAGCAUCUGUUAUACCCUUCCCUAGUUCUCAGUCUCUUCAGAUAUCCACCAAAUCAGGGGUUUCGAGUCUCAAUUUCAGGGGUCAUCAACGGUCGCAAACCAAUGAAGAUGAUCGAUCUAAGCCAUUCAUGGGCCAAACUAUACAAGCGGGCUUAUUUGAGGCAGUUCCUUAUUUACCCACCAAUACCAUUCAUAGUAUCUCCUUCUAUUGUCACCAUUAUCGGACAUAUGCUUCUCACGCAACCUUUCCUCUAAGCUCAGAAACUAUGUCCUUGUACUUCUAUAAAGAAGGAAUGGACCAGCCAGCUCUGAUUGAAACUCUUUUAUUUUUGAGUGCUGCCAACCAUGCCGCGAGCUUAAAGAGCAGGGAUGCUUCGCCAUAUCUGAUUGAGAGCACAAUGCAAGAUGCCCUAAAAUUGCGCUCACAUGUUUUGAAGUCUUUACAGACUCUCAUGCUCGACUCGUCGCGGUCAAUCUCAGAGAAAACGAUUUUAACCAUUUGUCAUCUUGCCUGCAUAGAAGCGAACAUCGAAGGUGUCAAAGCUCAUAUCUUGGGAUUGCAAUGCAUUAUUAAUGCAUUGGGUGGGCUUGAAAAUUUGGAACUUCGAACACUUUCUGCCGUAUACUGUGUCGAUGCGAUGAAGGGGCUGGUGCUUGAUACUCCUCCAAUUUUCAAAAUUUCUAAAAAGUGGGAAAAGUGGAUAAAGACCAAUUCUAUUUGUAUUGCUGCCGAUAAUCGUCCCCCGUCACAGUCGAAGUUAGGGAAACGGUUUUUCAACUCUUCAUGGUCACCAGAUCUUCCUGAGGAGCUAGUGUCAAUACUCAAGGGCUUCCAACUUCUCAUUCCCUGCUACGAGCAGAUGAUACAAAAGGAAAGACGACAAAUGCCCGUUGAAAACGACUGCCUACUCUAUCUAAUCCAUAGACUAUACAUGCUUCCAUAUAAAGUGAUGGUUGAUCCAUUACUGGAAGUACUUUCCAUUUCAUUGCAAGCAUAUACACUUGCCAGGAUCUGGGAAUGGCGUGGAAAGCCAUGUUUUGCUAAUGUUGGCCGAACCUUCCGACAAAAGAUCGAAAAUUCUUUCAAUUAUCUAUUGAUGGAAGCACCAGAUCUUCUUUUCUGGUCACUCUUCCAUGCAUGCCUCGUGUCAGUAGGCUUUGAACUCUAUGAUUGGUUCUUCACCAAACUGAAGGAAUGUGCCGACAGGCUGCACAUUCGUGAUCUCAGUCAAGCAUUGCCUGUCCUGGAGGGAUUCUUUUUUGUAUAUCGCAUGUCAGAGGAGCCUGCGAGAGAGCUCAUGAAUUCAUUAUUCCCUCCAAAGGGAAAGCGGACAGGGCGUGCCCUGGAGUUUAUACAGUAUAAAGUUGGCUGA